Molecule: messenger RNA, 1492 nt
Organism: Oryza sativa Japonica Group (Japanese rice)
Lineage: Eukaryota; Viridiplantae; Streptophyta; Magnoliopsida; Poales; Poaceae
Product: remorin 4.1-like
Source: RefSeq, a predicted model, not a curated record
CGCCUUGACCAAAGCCCACAUCGCGCAGGCGCAGUGCAUGCACCAGCUUUAACCUGGCGCCAAUGGCGAACGCACCGCACCGCGAGACAAGUACGUGUCACCCCCUUGGCGCCAAUGGACAAAACCACACCCGGCCCCAUCGCUUCCCCCCCUCCAUGCCCAUCUCCCGCCAUAUAAUACGCGCGCACAUACUCCAUGACACGACGCACCACCUCAGCUCGCCAGCAGCAACCACGGCGGCGCUUCGGAUGCACGGCGGCGGAGCCUCCACGACGACCACCGCCAUCGCCGCCGCGCGGGUAGCACAUGUUGCAUGAGCAGCACGCGCCGCCGCCGCAGCCGGAGCCGGAGGUUUCGCUACAGCUGUCGGCGCCCGCCACCGCCGCCGACGAUGUCGCUGCAGGCGACGACGAGGAGGUCACCGUCGUCACCACGUACCGCGACAUCCACCCUCUGACGCCGCCGUCGCCGACGACGACGACGACGCCACCCACGCGGCUCGGGUCCGCCGCGUACUCGUGGGACACGGCCAGCAGCCACCGGUCCGUGUCGUCCGAGGAGCAGUUCAUGACGAUGAGCCGGGAGUUCACGGCCAUGGUCGCCGCCGGGACGACCAUGCAGACUGGCCCCAACGACGGCAACAACGGCGGUGACCAGCUCACCAGCAUCGGCGAGGACGAGCUGGAGGAGACCAACCCGCUGGCAAUUGUGCCGGACAGCCACCCGAUCGCCACGCCGGCCAGGAGCAGGGCGUCCCAGCUGGAGGUUGUCCCCGCGGCAGGGCCAUCGCCGGCGCCGCCGGUGGAGGCGAGGCAGGUGAAGAAGGAGGAGGUGGAGACGAAGGUGUCGGCGUGGCAGACGGCGGAGGUGGCCAAGAUCAACAACCGGUUCAAGAGGGAGGAGGUUGUCAUCAACGGGUGGGAGACCGAGCAGGUCGAGAAAGCAUCCGCAUGGCUCAAGAAGAUCGAGAGAAAGCUGGACGAGCAGCGCGCCAAGGCGCUGGAGAGGACGCAGAACGACAUCGCGAAGGCGCGGCGCAAGGCGGAGGAGAAGAGGGCGUCGGCGGAGGCGAAGAGAGGCCUCAAGCUCGCCAAGGUGCUCGAGCUCGCCAACUUCAUGAAGGCUGUUGGGAGGGUGCCUACCAAGCGAUCCUUCUUCUAGCUUCCUGCAGCCAGCCUCUGCAAACCUUCGAUCUUGAUCGAUCUGCUGCUGCUCUGUUUCUUUCAGUGCCUUUUGUGUGCUGGAUUAAUCUAGCUGCCGUUCUUCGUGUGAUGUUUGCUUAGCUGUGCGCAUCCGAGAACCUAAUUGUAAAAAAGAUUUUAAAACAAGUUGUAUAUUUGCUGUUGCUGCUGUUGCCCUCUGCUGCUUGUGAUCACAGAGUGGCCCUUGUUUUUCCCCUGGCUUGUAUUAUCCAUACGGCAUAAAUGGUUUGUUUGCUCAAAUCUUGCAAACAUUCAGUUCGACACUAGUACUAGCACUUCAUUUUUCUUCA